AUGCGUUUGCAAUUUGCUUUGGCUAUGCUAUUUGCCUUGAUGGUAACAGCAUCUCCAAUCACUGACCUUCUCAAUCGCCUCAAGCGCCAAAUCAUCCAAACCUACGAUGUCACCGAAGUCAUCUAUAAUUCCAAUGGGAAGCCAGUCGCAACAACCAUCCUCCAUGUCACCACUACCGUCUACCCUUCCACCACAUUGGCACCAGUCCCAACUGCGACUCCCACAGACUAUGUUUCGACUGCUUUGUAUCACCACAAUAUCCAUCGCGCCAAUCACUCUGUUCCUCUCCUUAAGUGGGACACAAAACUUGUUGCAUCCGCUCAAGUUCUUGCUGCAACAUGCAAGUGGGGUCACAGCAUGAAUAUCAAUGGCGGUGGAUAUGGACAAAACAUUGCUGCAUACGGUUCCACCAAUGCUAAGGCUCUUGGUGCUAACAAGGAGAUGGCUGUCGCUGCUACAAACAUGUGGUACAACGGAGAACAACCAACCUACUUUCCUUCUUACUAUGGUCAUAACAACCCAGAUUUGACCACCUUUGAAGAUUGGGGUCAUUUCACUCAGAUGGUUUGGCUUGGUACCAAUUCUGUUGGUUGUGCAACUCAACUUUGUCAACCGAUGGACAUUUGGCCAAGUAUGCCAGCUUGGUAUACUGUCUGCAAUUAUUCUCCACCAGGUUUGUUCCUCAUCUUGAUCCUCAGUUUAUAUCUUUUCACUAAUCUUUCUCCUUCAGGAAAUAUGGGCGGUCAAUAUGGCGUCAAUGUCUUCCCGCCUCUUCGUCAUCCCUCCGUCAACGUUAUCAACGCUUAA
Botrytis fragariae is the source of this 807-nucleotide messenger RNA. Its product is annotated as putative scp-like extracellular protein. The coding region runs from base 1 to 807 and encodes 268 amino acids. NCBI's taxonomy places the organism in Eukaryota, Fungi, Ascomycota, Leotiomycetes, Helotiales, Sclerotiniaceae. Gene Ontology annotation, cellular component: extracellular region. The transcript has 2 exons. The record is from RefSeq and is a predicted model, not a curated record.